Molecule: messenger RNA, 3309 nt
Organism: Saccostrea echinata
Lineage: Eukaryota; Metazoa; Mollusca; Bivalvia; Ostreida; Ostreidae
Product: AP-4 complex subunit epsilon-1-like
Exons: 19
Coding region: 105-3059 (984 amino acids)
Biological process (GO): receptor-mediated endocytosis; intracellular protein transport
Cellular component (GO): AP-4 adaptor complex; membrane coat
Molecular function (GO): cargo adaptor activity
Source: RefSeq, a predicted model, not a curated record
GUAGAAUUGUCAGUGAGCAAUGGGUUUGCUUAACCACAAAAGUGGUUUGAUGUGGGUAAAUGCGGACUAUCAUUUAUAAAAUUGUGUUAUAAGAGGACAACAGGAUGUCUGACGUCAUAGAGAAGACAAUCGCUUCCCUCCCGAAAUUGUUCUCAGAUGGUAUCCGGGGAUCACCAGGGGAUAAGAGCUUGUCUACUAAAAAGCUGAUGGGGAGGGCAUUUCAUGGCUUUAUUAGAAGUGUCUGCAGGUGUCGUAACUUAGCGGAGGAAAGAGCAUUUGUUAGUCAUGAACUGGAACAAAUCAAAGAAAAUCUAAGCAGAACUGGUGUUUCACAGGACUCCGUGUGCGACUAUCUAUGUCGCCUCGUAUUCUGUCACAUUCUUGGAUACGAUGUCUCCUUCGGUCUCAUCUACACACUUAAGCUGGCGCAGCAAGGUUCUGGACUAGAGAAAAGAAUUGGUUACACCACUGCCAUGUUACUCCUUCAUCAGGAUGAUGAACUAACUCUUCUAUUGAUGAAUACCAUUCAAAAGGACCUGCACAGUACUAAUAUUUUGGACAACUGUAUUGCGCUGUCGGCUGUCUGUCAUCUUGUCAGCUCAGACAUUAAUGUCAUCAGUAUGUUCUUACCACUGGUGCAGAAGAAAUUACAGCAUCCAAGGGAACUGGUAAGAAUGAAGGCAGCCUGUUGUAUCCUGAGGUUUAUAAAGACCAUCCCCAGCUACCAGCGCCACCUACAGGACAACAUCAGAAAGCUUCUGUAUGACAAAGAUCCAGGGGUCAUGUCUAUAGGGAUCAAGAUACAGCUAGAACUGCUCAGGGGAGGAAAUCAGAACAGCCAGAACUUAACCUCUGACCUGAUCAAAAUUCAACAGCAAAUAAUGAACAGGAGCCUCCCAGCAUCCUUUGAAUAUCAUGGCAUUCCAUUACCAUGGUUACAGAUAGACAUACUGAGGGUUUUGGCAGUUCUUGGUAGAGAAAGCAAAAAGAACAGUGAAGACAUGUACCCCCUGCUGAGAGAUCUCUUAGAUAAAAUUAACAUGAGAGAGAAAAUGGCUUAUGCUCUCAUGUAUGAAUGCAUUGUGACCAUCACAAGUAUUUUCCCUCAUCAAGGACUUCUGAGUGAAGCAAGUAUAAGAGUAAAGAAAUUCAUCUCCUCAACAAGUUAUGUCCUCAAGUACAUAGGUGUGAGGGCGCUGACACAUUUAAUCACUGUGAGUCCAGAGAGUACCACAGACUGUCAGAUGAUUGUAGUAGAGCUUCUAGAUGACCCAGAUCCAGCUAUCCAAUCAAAGACUGUUGACCUUCUGUACAGUAUGGCCAAUGAGAGCAAUGUCAAGGUCGUUUGUAGUAAGCUUGUGGAACAUUUGGAUCGUCCGGGGAGUAACUUCACCAAGUCAGAACUCGUCAGAAAAAUUGUCAGCCUGACCGAGAACAAAUAUAACCUGGAUGGAGGCUGGGUCAUUGACAUCACUUUGAUGAUUCUUAAAGUGGAAAGCAACAACUUACCUGAAAACUUAGUGGAGAGACUGCUGAAUAAUCUAGUCAAAAUUUUGGACCUACCUGUCCAAAGCAGUCGGGUACCAGAGACAAUACAACAUGCUGUUAAAAAGUCUGUACAGGGCUUGUUCCAGGAGAACUGUUCUAAAGAACUAGUCUGCAUUGCCACCUGGAUUCUAAGUGAAUGUUCAAGCCUGUUGAAGAAUAUGCCAGAAGACAAAGUUAUGUCCCUUCUUCAGAAACAGUUUCUCAGACCGUCAUUAGAUGUCAGCACACGUCUGUGGAUUCUAUCAUGCAUGACUAAUCUAUUGUGUGGGGGUAUAUUGAAGCCAGGGGUUGUGAAAGAGGCAGUAGAGAAAAUGAGAGGAAUGGAGCAGAAUUUUAUUUUACAGCAGAAACUUCUUGAAUGUCACAGACUCUGUGGAUCACCACUUACUGUGGAUCUCCAUACAGAAAGACUGGAUACUUCUGAGUUUGACUUCACUCUGUCUUUUCUGGAUGACUUUGUGAUCGAUUCUCUGGAGAAUGGAACAAAGCCUUACAUGCAUAGAAAUCUACGGAUGCCACAAGCUAAAGAUGCAUUGUUUUCUGGGUUUGGCGAGUCACAAGCUAUAAAUGAGUCUGUCCACUCAAACUCACCAGGAAAAGUAACAAGUCCAGGGAACAAGUCGGCAACAUCUGACUCACAAAAUGUUGACCUUAAACUUGAGGGUGUCAGCAAAGUUUGGGGAGAGGAAGGAUUUUUGGAGCAAGAAACCAGACAAGGAUAUAUUCAUAAUAAAGAGUCUGAUGAAAAACAGAGGGAACUAGACAAGAAAAGAGAACUAGCAGCAGCUCUUUUCAGUGGAUUUGACAUUCAAAAUAAGGUUGGUGAGAAAGAGACUGAAUUACAGGAUCCAUGGUCUGAGGAAGUUCCCCUAACACUGAAUUCUACCCCCACAGACUGGAGAGCUCUUAGUGCCGAAGAAACCGAAAAGGGAGAUAAUUCAAAUGAAUUCUUAGUAAAUGAUGAGACUAGAACAUCCACCAAUUCAUUAGAUUUUUCAGAGACUAAGAUAUUGUCAGAACAAGUCACUUCCAGUGAUGGACUACUUUCAGUUAGUGAACAUAAUUUAGAUGUUGAUGACCGUAAUAAGAAGAGUUUUUCAAAUAAUCAACUGCAAUACCACGAAAAGGACUUCAAUUUAGAGAAAGCAGAGUUUUACAGCAGAGAACCCCCUCCCCUAUGUAGUGAAGACUUUUCUGAAGAUGGAAUGAGUUUAUUCGAUAAGCAGCCAUUUUCUGGUUGUGAUGAAGAUAUGGAUGAAGGGAGCCUCAUGUUUAGUCAGGAAAAUGUGGAAAGUUUCAGCCAGUUAAAUUUAGAUACCUCCCAAACCAAAGAUGAAGAAAGUGAUAGUUUAUUUAGGAAAACGAAAUUAAAUUCUUACAGUAUACAGAGUGAUUUUCCAAACAAAGAAGCAAUUCAAAGAAAAGUCAGUGUUGACGAGGACAAUUUAUACAGUCAGUAUAAUACAUUAAGUGAUAGCGAUGAUUCUGAUAAUGGUGAUAAUGUUAGCUAAAACAUCAACAUUCUAGGUAUUUAUUAAUUGAGUUAUAUGAUUGAUAAAAGCUAAACAUAAACUUGUAAUUUUACUUGACAACAUGUAUUUGGCUUAAAAUACAAUCUCGGGGAUUUUUGCAUAUAUACAUGUGUAAGUGCAUAUUGUCUUCCCAGCAAUGUUAAAUUGUUAUUUUGCCCAAACACAAGUGUGAUUUGCGUGAUAACUGUGAUAAAAGUUCAUGAACAAUAUAUGGAGUAAGACACACAAA